Messenger RNA from Zasmidium cellare ATCC 36951, 2058 nucleotides. RefSeq lists its product as uncharacterized. The transcript has 4 exons. Gene Ontology annotation, cellular component: cytoplasm. Bases 1 to 2058 code for a protein of 685 amino acids. Gene Ontology annotation, biological process: post-transcriptional regulation of gene expression. Lineage: Eukaryota; Fungi; Ascomycota; Dothideomycetes; Mycosphaerellales; Mycosphaerellaceae. The record is from RefSeq and is a predicted model, not a curated record. Gene Ontology annotation, molecular function: mRNA 3'-UTR binding.
AUGGAGUGGACCGGUUCGCCAUCCAAGAAGGCCGCGGCCUCAUUCGCCAUCUACGACGAGAACGAGCAGGCGCAGUUCGGCUUGAAGCGCACUGCCAGCGCUGUCCCGCUGCCUCUGACAACUUCCAAAUUUGUCAAUCGCAUGGGCCCACAUCCAUCCAAGCGCACCAUGGAGAACAUCGACAAGACUGAGAAGCCCGAGGCGACUCCAGUCGACCAGCUCCUCGCCAAACUCACCGCACAGCAGGGUCGCUUCGACAAGAAGCAGCGCAGCUUCGAGGACGGCCUCAACGAGAACCGCAGCAACGACUCCGACGUCACCGACCCCUACGGCGGCAACCCACCAGCCGAGGACACCACGUCUGACGGUCGCCCUGACGCCGCAGAGGUCCUCCGUUUGAAGAAGGAGCUCGAUGCUGCCAAGGAGCGCAUGGCCCAGAUGGACCUGCAGAUCACGCAGUCUCGCCUCGCCCAGCACACCAUGGAGGAGGCCAUCGGCUCGCCAUUCCCAGCUGCUCAGCAUCUCGCUGCCAACAUCACCGGCCACAACAUGAUGCCAGGUGCUGGUGCUCUCGCCCAGCCAAACCCUUACUCACGCACUGCCACACCCCUUGAGCGUAGCAGCUUCAACGUGCCACAGCAACCAUACGACUCCAUGCAAGGCAUGCACGGCUUCCAGCAUGGCCAGAACGGCUAUGCCGGCCGCUCCAAGUUCUCCUCCAACGGCUACCAAGCUCCCUACACCCUGCCAAAUGGCAACGGCCACACUCAACAAGCCCCCAUCGGCACGAAGCUGUCACCAACUGCCGCCGAGUUCGGUGUCGGUCGUGGCCAGUGGUCCACGCAGCAAGCACCACCCACCUACCUCAACACCACCGAGCCUCUCAACUACCGUCGCCUCCUCGACCGCAACAUGAGCUGCAACUGGAAGUACAUCGUCGACAAGAUCGUCUGCAGCAACGACCAGCAGGCAUCCAUCUUCCUGCAACAGAAGCUCAAGUGCGGCACUGCCGAGCAGAAGUUCGAGAUCGUGCAAGCCAUCAUCGACCAGGCGUACCCACUCAUGAUCAACCGCUUUGGCAACUUCCUCAUCCAGCGCUGCUUUGAGCAUGGCACUCCAGAGCAAGUCAUCGCUAUCGCCCAGGCUAUUCGCGGCAACACUCUCAACCUCAGCAUGGAUGCUUUCGGCUGUCACGUCGUCCAGAAGGCAUUCGAUGCCGUGCCUGAAGAGUACAAGGCCAUCAUGGUGCACGAGCUGCUUCGUCGUAUCCCAGAGACGGUCAUCCACCGCUACGCCUGCCACGUCUGGCAGAAGCUCUUUGAGCUUCGCUGGAGCGACUCACCACCCCAAAUCAUGAAGUACGUCAACGAGGCUCUUCGCGGCAUGUGGCAUGAGGUCGCCCUCGGCGAGACCGGCAGUCUCGUCGUCCAGAACAUCUUCGAGAACUGUCUCGAGGAAGACAAGCGCCCAUGCAUCAACGAGGUCCUGGCCAGCAUCGACACUGUCGCCCAUGGCCAGUUCGGCAACUGGUGCAUCCAGCACAUCUGCGAGCAUGGCUCCAUCCCAGAUCGCACCCGUGCCACGGACCACGUCAUCCGCUACUCGACUGAGUACAGCAUGGACCAAUUUGCUUCCAAGGUCGUCGAGAAGUGCCUCAAGAUGGGCGGCACCGAGUUCCUCGACCGCUACCUCGAUCGCGUGUGCGAAGCCCGCCCAGAUCGUCCUCGCAUGCCACUCAUCGACAUUGCCGGCGACCAGUUCGGCAACUAUCUCAUCCAGUACAUUCUUACCAACGGCGACCCUCAGCGCCGCGAAGUCGUGGCUACGCAUAUUCGCAAGCACAUGGUCUCUCUGCGCGGCUCCAAGUACGGCUCUCGCGUCGCCAUGCUCUGCAGCAACCCUGCUGUCGCCACUCGCCCAGGCCCACCAGCUGGCAUGUCUCUCAGCCGUGGCAACAGCGGCUACGGAGGCGACCGUUUCGGCUCCAACUUCACCCGCUCUUUCCCACCAGAUGGCCCAUACAUGGGUCGUGGUGGCUUCGGUGGCGGAUUCCGCUAA